UUUGUGUUUUGUUUGUUUCCUUUAUUUUUAUUUCAGCAAUCCAAGUAUCCCCUUCUGAAUGUUUGUUUCGCUUCGGUGAUUCCCAGAAAAAAAAUAUGGGAUGCUGACUCGAGGGGGUUGGAUAAAAUUUGCAUCUCCCACGCUCUAGGCGAAAUAUAAAAUAAAAACUGAUGAUUUCAUUUUUAGUAUGCCACUUGCUCUCAUAGUAGUGAGACGAAUGUUCAAUGAUUAAUAUUACUCCGUUAUAAUUUAUUAUUGUUUUAACUAUUUAUUAGUAAUGAUGUCAAUUUUUAUAAAAUCUGUUUUUGUGAUAUCUGCUUUUGGAAUUGGCACAGCGAAUCAAUUGAAGAAAUUACAGCAUAAUCAUACUCCUCAACGCCUACCAAACGGCGACAUACGUCAAUUAGUCACCCAAUCGAAUAUCAAAUAUUUCAACGAAAUAAUAGACAACAUACUCAUACCGAGAGUAGUAGGAACAAAAAAUCACGAAAAAGUCUUCGACUACAUUACAUCCGAACUAGACAAGUUGGGAUGGAAUGUGGAAGUUGAUGAAUUUGAAGAGGACACUCCCAAAUUAGGCAGGCUUACUUUUAAGAAUAUUGUGGGGGUGCUGAAUUCUAACGCCGAUAGAUAUUUGGUUCUGGCUUGUCAUUAUGAUAGCAAGUAUUUUGAAAGAGAAGUUUUUGUUGCAACAUACGCUACUGUAGCCAGCAUGCCAACAAACUCCCUAAAACAGAAAAAUCUUCAAACUAAAAAUAUUCCCAAUAUAUUAAUUAAACCAAAAAAUACACAAGAGGCUACUACCACUAAAACUGAACUGAUGGAUGCUAUCAAACCAUCACAAUUAAACAUAGCAAUUAAAAAAAUACAGAGCACUAAAAAGGGAAGUAUUGAAAUAAAGUGCAAUAGCAUCCAAGAUGUGCAAAAACUUAAAAAAGCGGCAGUGGAAAAAUUAGGAGUUUCUUAUCAGAUUGAAGAAACCAAAUUAAAGAAUCCUCAAAUAAAGAUUACCGGAUUUGAUAAAAACAUGACCAAUAUUGAAGUAGAGCAGGCAAUAAAAAAUCAAAAUAAUCUUAUUGCAGAAAAUGAAUUAUUUGAAGUUGUGCACAUAAAAACUAACACAAAAAGUGCGAUAGAUUCGGCAGUACCCUGCGCAAUGAUGCUCAACCUGGCCAAAGUUCUCAAACCCCAAUUCGACUCAAUAAAAUCAAACUCGGACUUGAGUUUAAAAUUAGUAUUUUUCGACGGCGAAGAGGCGUUUGACCAAUGGGGCCCCAGAGACUCCAUUUACGGAGCGAGACAUUUGGCCGCUAAAUACAACAAGAACCAAAACGUGCUGAGAUCCACUGGGGAAUCGGUGACUGAUUUGCAAAAAAUCGAUUUGUUGAUUUUGCUGGAUCUGAUUGGCCAUAGUAAUGUGAAUUUUUAUAAUUAUUUUCCGGAGACUUCUAGAUGGUUUAAGAGGAUGGCCGAUGCAGAAGAUAGGCUUGACAAUUUGGGAUUGUUGAAGCCAAGAUCUACUAAAUAUUUUGUUAGAAGAGAUUAUUUUGGUGGCAACAUUGAAGAUGAUCAUUUGCCUUUCUUAAGGAAAAAUGUUCCAGUUUUACAUUUGAUUCCAUUGCCUUUCCCAAAGCAAUGGCACACUCCUAAAGACAACAAAGAUAUUAUUGACGUAAACGCUGUGGAAAAUUUAAAUAUGAUACUCAGGAUAUUUGUCACCGAGUAUUUGCAUAUGUUAGUACGCAAUUAA
Ceutorhynchus assimilis (cabbage seed weevil) is the source of this 1750-nucleotide messenger RNA. NCBI's taxonomy places the organism in Eukaryota, Metazoa, Arthropoda, Insecta, Coleoptera, Curculionidae. The record is from the annotation of a GenBank genome assembly.